AUGUCGACCGAAGCGACCGGCGCUGCGGCGCCUGGCAUCCACAAUUCAAACCUCCACGACCGUGACGAGUCCACCAUCGCCGUCGUCAACCCCCCCGCCGACACAAAGUCCCCCAAGCCCAUCGGCCUGCACUCGCCCCCGGACUCCAACAAUGUCGACGCCACCGAUUCCGAAUUGAGCGACCUCGACGAGGCAAUUGCCGACGCCGACUCGCCACCAGCCAUAACUGCGACACCGCGGCAGACCGCUCCAAGGCCCGGCCCCGACGAUGCACCAGCCUCCGGUGCUGGCUCGGAGCCCGCCCAGCCUGAGCAAGUCCCAACUCCAGAACAGGAUGACGAGGACAUUGGCGAGGUCUUCCCCGAUCAUUGGUCUGGUACUGUGCCUGUCUUCAAGCCCAACAUGGACCAGUUCAAGGACUUCAAGAAAUUCAUGAGAGCUGUUGAUUCCUACGGUAUGAAAUCCGGCAUCAUAAAGAUUGUACCUCCGGAAGAGUGGAAGGACUCGCUCCCAGAUCUCAGCGAGCUUGUGAAGCCGGUCCGGGUAAGAGAGCCGAUCAAGCAGGACAUCAUGGGCUCCAACGGUACCUACCGCCAGGUCAAUAUCCUCCACCAGCGGUCCUACAACUUGCCUCAGUGGAGGCAGCUUUGCGACCAGAGCGAGCACCAGCCACCUGCAAGGCGUGGUGAACGCCGCGCCAAUGCCGACAAACCAAAACCCGCGACCCGGUCUCGAGCUUCAGCUGCGACAACCAAGUCGAGCACACCUGCCACUUCCAGCCCCGCCCGGCGUACUGGUGGUGGUCGCGGACGGCGAGGUCGAGGCCGAGGAGGCGCCCGAGGCAAGGGCAAGAAACCCACCGCACAGGACGACACCGAUGUGGAAGACCGGCCGAUGACGCCCGAGUCCCCAAGGCCUGCAGAUGACGAGAAGAAGGGCGAUGCUGUGGUAGAUUCUAUCGAGCAAGACCCUGGUGUCAAGGUUGAAGACGAUGAAUGUGACGAAGAAACCCCUCGACGCAUGGGGUUCAGUCGCCAGGCAAAGCCCAAGGUUCAAUCGACGUCAGCUCGUCGGAAAUUCAGCAAACGCGAGGGAUCCGCCAUGAUUGAUGAGGAGGCAUUCAAGGACUUUGAUUACAAGAUGGACAUCUCCGACUACACUCCCGAGCGGUGCGAGGAGCUGGAGCGGACCUACUGGAAGACCCUGACAUACGCAACACCAUUGUACGGCGCUGAUCUCAUGGGCACGCUGUUUCAUGAAGAUACCGAAAUGUGGAAUCUGAACAAGCUGCCCAAUCUCUUGGAUGUUUUGGGUACAAAGGUUCCCGGUGUCAACACAGCCUACCUCUACCUCGGAAUGUGGAAGGCCACAUUUGCCUGGCACUUGGAAGAUGUUGAUCUGUACAGCAUCAACUACCUGCAUUUUGGUGCCCCAAAGCAGUGGUACAGCAUCUCGCAGGCUGACGCUCGACGGUUCGAGGCAGCCAUGAAGAGUAUCUGGCCUACGGAGGCAAAGGCUUGUGACCAAUUCCUGCGUCACAAGGCUUUCCUCAUCUCACCUUCGCAUCUCCUGCAGCACUACAAUAUCAAGGUCAACAAAUGUCUGUCGUACCCCGGAGAGUUUGUUGUUACUUAUCCAUACGGCUACCAUUCUGGCUACAACCUGGGCUACAACUGUGCCGAGGCCGUCAAUUUCGCUCUGGAUUCCUGGUUGCCCAUGGGCAAGAUAGCCAAGAAAUGCGAAUGUGCACAGGCCCAGGACAGCGUGUGGGUCGACGUGUACGAGAUUGAGAGAAAGCUCCGCGGAGAGCCCACACCAGAAUACUGGACCGAGGAGGAAGAUGAGGAAGAUUCGGAUGAAGAUGAUGACGAGGACGAAGAAAUGGCAGGUCUUCCCUCGCCUCCUGGCAGCCACGCCGUUCGCACCAAAGCCCCUGCUCGUAAAAGGAAGCAAGCGAAGAUCAGCAAGGACAAGAAAGAGAAAGCCAAGAAGCUUCGUCUGCGGGUCAAGGCCCACGUCGAGCCACCUUGUUGCCUGUGUCCAAACGAUAUUCCUGGGGCCGAGAUCCUGCAAACCAACGACGGCCGAAAGGCACACCGCCUUUGUGCGUUGUAUCUUCCAGAGACUUACAUUGAGACAGUCGACGGCAACGAGACUGUCUUUAAUGUCGAGAACAUCGAAAAGGCCCGCCUCGAGCUCAAAUGCCUCUACUGUCGGUCGAAGCGCGGCGCUUGCUUCCAGUGUUCGCAAAAGAAGUGCCCACGCUCGUACCAUGCCACUUGCGCUGCUGCUGCUGGCGUAUUUGUUGAGCAGGGUGACGUCCCAGUCUUCGACAAGGACGGCACUGAGUACAAGGAGGAAGCCUUCGAGUUCAGUUGCCGGUUCCACAGGACAAAACGGGACAGACGCCUGGACGGCGAUGCACUGGAGGAAAACAACCGCAUCAGGGAAGCCGCCAAGGGCAUCAAGAAGAACGAGAUCGUACAGAUGCAAUAUUACAAGAAGGAGAUUUUUGCGGGCAUUGUGGUUGAGAACCGCUCAGAUGAGCAGACUCUCCUUUUGGACGUCAUUCCGAACGGUGCCCGGAUCGAAGUCGAAUGGAAGUGGCUGCUUCUACCCGACCCUGAAGAUUUCAAGCUUCCCAAGGCCUCAGCCAACGCCUUGCCAAUGCCAACAUCCAGAAAGGCCAAGGAGGAAAUCAAUGCGAAGCGAUCCGCGGACGAACCUCCGAGGGCAGGUGAUAUUUUCGUCGAAGGUCCUGCACCGGGCAAGGACUUUGUCUGGUCAGAGUUCCACACAUGCGAAGCGUCCGAGUGCAAGAACAAAGCCCAGACAAAGAUCGACCUCUCCAAGGAGAAUCAGGUCUGGCACUAUUUGGGCAAGACAUCAACCGAGGCAAAGGCUCAGUACACAGAAGACCCUCGGAAACCUCAGCACAAUCCGAAAUGCAACUUCCUUGAUAGCAUCCCCAAACCACCGCCACCACCCAGGCCCCAGCAUCAGCCGCCGUAUGGUGCCACCCACCCAUCGCAGGCGAGGGGCCCAAUGUCUACGAAACCCGAGAAGCCAUACGUCUACAAACCGAGGAAGCCGGUCGAUGCUUCAGUCGGUGCUCCUUUCACCACACAAAAAUUUGCGCCAAGUAAUACUUCAGGAGCAGCCGGGGUUCCGCCGCUGUCGUUUGGUACGGAUCCUCGAUUCUCGACUGGGCUGUACUCUACGAAUCAAUUUGCGCCAAUACCGGCGAGCAGUCCGCAGCCUCAGGUCCAGCGUCAUGGCAGCGCCCAAUUUACGCCCGUGCCACCACCGCGCCAACCCCAGCAACUCCCGCAACACCAACAGCCUCAGUCUAUCAACCCGGCCUGGUUGUCCCAGGGCCAAGCCAACAACAGCCCUCGGCCACAGGCCAUACAUUUCCAGGCACCUCCGUCUUCGAGGCAGCAGAGUGUCCCGGCUAUCCCUGCUGCUCUUGGUCAACCACCAAACUUCCCAAUGCAGCAGCACACGGCGUCUAUGCAACAACCACCUCAGGCGCAGGGCCAUGCAUCACGACCACCUCUACAGCAUGUCCCAACCCCUGUUCCUCAGCAUGCCUGGCAAAAGUUUUCUUUCUUCCAGGCCUACCACAACAGGGAACCUUCUAGGUACAGGACCCCAUACGCUCUCUGGGGUGGCUUCACCAACGGGUAUGAGGGCGAUCUCCGGAAGCACCUGAUGAAGAAACCGGACUCAGCGCCAUUCAACAACCGCCGAUUGAGCUUCAAUCUGGGUGGAGGCCUUCAGGGUCUCACCCGGCCACCAUCCCAUCGUUACUCCAACUCGACCGGUUCUUCACGGUCGUCGCCUUUUAGCGGCCCACGCGCCAGGUCACAGUCCGGCGCGGCCUCUCCCACCUCGUCAUUUGCGUCGGCCAUGUCGCCGCCACCGGUCCCCUCUCGGGGUCACCAACGCACACCCAUGGGCCGCCAGGGAGGGGCCAGCUCGAUGGAUGCGCAAGCCUCAAAGGCAUCGAUGCCUCCCAUAUCACCAGCUGGGAUCCCCUCGCAACAGCCGACAUUUCUGAACACAUCGCCGCAACCAACUGUGCAGGCUGCCCCGGCGACAAGUACAACAGUCCCAAUGGACGUGGAUCCUGAGACCAACGAAUCGCCUGCGCAGCAGUUGAAGCAGCAGUUGCGACGCAUCUCCGACCCUCAGGCGUCACCAUUUCGUCUGCCUCGGAGUCGAGGCCAUACUCCACGCUCUAGCGUGAAUCAGCUUCCAAGACUACAGACUCCUACUGAGACUCCAGACACGAGCCUGCAGGACGAACGCAGGGCCUCGUCUGGAUCGACACAGGCCACAACACCUUCGGAACUUGCUGCCAAUGGUGUCGCAGUGCGCGAGUUCCCCGAAAUGGCAGCCGACAACAAGGCCUUUGUCGAGAAGAUGAUGUUGGACCUUAGGAGGGCGAGCCAAAGCGCUAUUGACGGUAAGCUGCAUGGGCUCGGAGAAUCUCCAUCAGCCAUGAACCCUUAG
This is a messenger RNA of Diaporthe citri, 4518 nucleotides long. RefSeq lists its product as uncharacterized. NCBI's taxonomy places the organism in Eukaryota, Fungi, Ascomycota, Sordariomycetes, Diaporthales, Diaporthaceae. Gene Ontology annotation, cellular component: nucleus. The coding region runs from base 1 to 4518 and encodes 1505 amino acids. The record is from RefSeq and is a predicted model, not a curated record. Gene Ontology annotation, biological process: chromatin remodeling. The transcript is spliced from 5 exons. Gene Ontology annotation, molecular function: histone H3K9 demethylase activity; histone H3K36 demethylase activity.